This is a messenger RNA of Cooperia oncophora, 372 nucleotides long. The record is from the annotation of a GenBank genome assembly. Lineage: Eukaryota; Metazoa; Nematoda; Chromadorea; Rhabditida; Trichostrongylidae.
AUGGUUUCCAGGUGUGGGUAUCCUAGUCCGAGGUUUACCAAUUUACCUGAUCAUUUCAUGAAGGUACUUUCUAAAGAUGACGAUAUUUCGGAGGAGGAUUACAACAAUAAAAUCAAAAAUCUUGUGGAGUCGUAUGAAACAUCGGAGGAGGAGAAGAUUGUUCAUCGUGUGACGCACGCGUUUGUUGUGACCUCAUCAGAAAUGAGAGGCAAGCUUAAUAUUGGAGACGGAGCAAGAUACUCUGCAUCGUGGAUUGCUCAGCUGUGGUGGCUAUUCAUAAGGUCUUCUAAAAUCAUGGCGAGAGAUUGGCAGGGAUUUUUCACACGUCUUAUAAAGACUAUUGUAAGUCACUUACCCACAUAUCAUACGUGA